This is a messenger RNA of Bombina bombina (fire-bellied toad), 772 nucleotides long. RefSeq names its product chromosome 11 C16orf89 homolog (gene C11H16orf89). The transcript has 7 exons. The record is from RefSeq and is a predicted model, not a curated record. Gene Ontology annotation, cellular component: cytosol; membrane. Bases 1 to 681 code for a protein of 226 amino acids. NCBI's taxonomy places the organism in Eukaryota, Metazoa, Chordata, Amphibia, Anura, Bombinatoridae.
AUGCAGGGAGCAGCCUUUAAGGAUAUAAUAAGUGACUUUUUUUGGGUUGUUCCUUCUUCUUGGAACCAAACAAACGCACAGCUCGUGUACUCACACUUGGUGGAUUCUGAGUGCUACAACGAGGAGUUCAAUGAGGAGUUCAGCGAUUACUGUUAUCGGCUUGUUUUGGGUACAUGGAAUAACGCUGGGGAACCCUGUAUUGUAAGUGAGCCUUGCUUGGCGCACAUGACCAGACCAGGCUGUGUUAACUACACACUGUCUCACCAGCUGUUGUACUUCAUGACUGCAAAAAUGAAAGGCUGCUCACAGGGUCUGUUUCUCCAGCAAUAUGCUCAUUAUACUGAUGUGUUCUGUGCUAAUAUGAUGAGGAGGAAUUUGGAAAUUGAAAGUGAUGGGUUUCCGCCUAAAGAGAAAGAUCUUUUCAUGGAAAAUAUUAUGCUGUGCGGUUUAUCUGGGUAUUCAGACUUUUUCAAGUCAGACUGGAUGGACACCAUUAUCAGCUGGCAAGAUCCCAGUGGCUGUUUCGGAUCUACUGAUAAAGUAUCAAAAGCUAAAAAAGAAAGUCCUAUUCUCUGGAGAUAUAAACGUCGCGAAAAGAAAAUGCCCAGCGGUUGUCUGAGUCACAUGACAGCUGUGGCAGCUGGCGCCCUUGGUGGGUUUCUCUAUUCAUUUCAAAUAUAAAUUUCCCCUAAUAAAUGAUGAUGUAAAAUAAAAUACUCUUAAUUGCAUCUGUGAGUUCUUGAUCUUUAAUAAACAACUUUCUAAAAGUGCA